GGCAACGACAGAGGGGUCAUGUUGUGAUAGCGUACGCAGACGAUCGAGUCGGCAGUAAGUGUUGGCCUGACAACGUAAUAAAUAACGCGACCAAAUUUUCCCUCGCUACGACGAUUGUGUUUCGCUAUGCGAGCGCAGCGCAGUGACAGUGACUCGAGGACUGUACAUGUAAACUUGACAGUCAUCGCUGCUGGAAUUAUAUGAAUCUGAAACCUUGGAGGAUAAUAAUCAUUGCAAGUUUACUCGACUCCCGAGGGUGAAUUUCGUUUUCUUUUUGCAGAAUCCUGAUACAUCAGUUUUGGGAUAUAUCUACCAAAAAUGACGAAGCGUUGUAUAUGCGAGAUCUGCACAUGCGGACGACAUCGUUGUCCUCAUCGACCGAAGGGGCCAGCCAAGGCCAAUGGACCGUGCACCAUCUCAGAGUACUCUAACAAGUACAAAGCAUAUCCCGGCAAUGGAAUGCGGGAUAACUUCAAGCCGAAGGCCCAAAUGUUAAAGAGUGACGUUCCUAUCUCUGAUGCCACCACAAACAGGCUUGACUAUAUCCCAUAUGAAGUAGGCAGACCUGCCAUGCAUGUCCCAGAACAGUUCAAACCCCAGGAGGGUCAUAUAGACCACUUGACCUCAUACACGAAAGACUACCCUGAACGUAAAGCCCAGCCUGCCAAGAGUUUCCGUGGCAACCAAACCAGGGCCGUAUCUCCAGGCGCAUUCAAAGGGACCCCAACAUAUGUUGAUGACUACAGGAGAUGGAGCCUACCUGCAAAGGAGCAACUGAAGGAUCACCAUGCUUAUAUCCCACCCAGUGCAGCUUUUGAUGGUCUCUCAACAUUCACAAGGGACUUUCCUGCUAAGAAGGGCACAAUGAGACAGAGCAUGAGACCAAACGAUGAGGCAAAGGUUUCAGACACUCCUUUUGACGACAAGACAUCACAUCGUAUGACUUAUAUUCCUCAUGCAGCGCAACCCAAGUUUGUUCCUGCCAAGCCCCAGUACAAGAAGAAUCCUAGCAAGUUUGAAGGCUUAACAACGUUCCAGAGGGACUUCAAUGCCAAGCAAGGUUUUGUCCCGGACAGCUGCAAACCAAGCAACACGCCGCUCAGGUCCGAUCAGCCAUUUGACGACAACACUACGUUCAGGCAGUCCUACCAGAAGUGGGAUGUGGAACGUCCGUACCAACAUGUCCAUGAGGCAUGGUCGAAACCAGGUGGCAACAUAGACUUGAAAACCACCCACACCCUGGCAUUCCCUGCGCACAAGGUCCAACCAGCCGUCGCAGUCCGUCCACAAGAAGGUCGCCACGGACAAAACGUCCCCUUUGACGACAGAACCCAGUACAAUCAAGACUUCAAGAAGUGGAAUUCUUCACCAACAAAGAGAGGAGACCCGACCCAGCGCCCGUACGAGAGACCAUCUGUUCCGUUUGAGGGUGCAUCUCAUUACCAGACAAACUACCUGGCCAAACAUGCACAGCCUGCAAGGAGCAUGGCUCCUGACAACCUCGCAAAGCAGAGCUCGGAACCCUUUGACGAUCGUACCAACUACAAGGCCGACUACAUCCCCAAGGCCUUCUCUCCGUGCCCAGCAGUAGAUCUGAAGAAGAGUGGUUUCCAGUAUACUGAAGAGGAUACCAGGGGCCAUCAGGUAUGGGUGAAGAAUCAGAGGAAUGGAUCGAUGCAGAGAAUGCAGAGAACACCACCCGAGCAACUCAACAUUGAUCAGCAAGUGCUGGCAUGAUGCUGAUGCUAAAAGUUCUCACAAAAAGAAAAUAAGUAUGUAAUAUAAUUUAAUCAUAUUUUCAUGUUGCCAAAGCUUGUACAGACCAAAAAAUAUUUCUUUUAAAGAAUUAUUGUAGAAAGAAUGUAUAUUGGAGCAUUGAAAGAAAAAAAGUCUCAUGGCAGUUUAACAAGUUUGAAAGUGCUUCUUUCAAUUAGCUAAGAGCUAGGGAUGAAGUGGGUUGAUAUGACAGAAAUUUUAAUACCAUAAUUGAAAUGUACAAAGUAAACAUAAAUCUACAGACUUACACAUGUAUUAAAUAACAAAGAAUCUGCUUGAUAAUUGUUUGCCAUCGAUCAAUUGCACAUCAGUUGUAUGCUGAAUGAUACAAGUAGUUAUUUAUUCUUUUAACAAUAGUUCAGGUAUGAAAAUACAGUGGGGUCAACUUUAUAGACUUUCUAUUAAACAAAAGUUCAAGUAUGAAAAUAGGUAACUUUAUAGAACCUGAAAUGGUAGCUAGAUAAACUUAGGUGAAAGAAACCCGGAUGAAACAAAAUUUGACACCAAUAUAUUCUUCAUACGGCAAAGUCAAUAGAUAAUCGGCUAUUUGUAGCCAUGGCAACAUAGAAUCAAUAGCAGGCAGUCAAUGUUUGAUUGCACCUGUUGAUUAUGAUUGAACAUCGAUUACCAAACAGUGACAAUUACUGCGAGAUAACACUUUUGUGAUUUGCAAUGAAAGAGAUAUUAAUGAUUAUGAAGUAUGUGACGUCUCUAGGCAUAGUGAUUUGUUUGGCUUGUAACCAAGAGAGGUGUAUUGAAUGGGAUGGAAAUAGCUAGGAUCAAAGCCAUGCUUCAAUGGGGCAAUCGCAAAUAAUAUCUGUCGGCAGAUAGCUCUGGGCAUUGUUUUGUCCUCCAUGUUUUUAUUUUGUUCUGAUGAAUGGGUGAUAUUUUUAAAGACUAUUUCUACUUGAUUAAAUAAAUACAGUAAUUUUAACAUGAAAAUAUUAGGUACUAUGAAGUCACUUUACACAUCUUCAAUUAUUACUCAACUUUAAGACUUCCCUUAACUGGAUGUAGUGACAAAUGUUUUUAUAAUAUCAUGUAUGAUCAGCUGUAAAUUGCAAUUGUUUUUAUAGCAAUCUUGUAAAUCACAACGGUUUUGAAUGGUAAUUUGGGUUUUAAAUCAGUUUUGCUGUAAUAUAUUCUGAACUUGGUGUAUUUGAAGAGUUUUAUCGCAUUUUUUGUUGUUGAACUGCCACCAUUUUAAGUACCAUGGUCAUAUACAAGGAGGUGCACCCCUUUAAGUUGCACCCUGCAUGCAGAUUUAUUUUCUAAAUUCUGGAUUGUUAAUCUCUUGUGGAUGGGUAUCAAGGUUUACCAAGACUCAAAGGUCAAUUGUAAUAUGUAUAUUUUGCAAGUUAUCUGAUAAAAUCGCACUUAUGCCAAUGCUCUAUUAUCAUGUAUUAAAGUGUGAAGUACAAGUACUUCAAAGAGAGUAUGAUCAUUUUGCACAUAUAGUUUUACUCUAAAUAAUUAUACAGUGGAUGGACGACUCAUGAACACACAAUGUUUAUACUCAUAUCUUUAUUUCAGGAACAGUUUGCAUUUACUUGUAUAUUCUACUAGUCUACUCAGGAGAGAGGUGAUUUUUUUUCUUCAAAACAAUGGUCAAAAAUAUGAUUUUGUGAAAUCAUUUUUGCUCAUGUAUAUUCUCAAGUGUGUAUAUAUUAUUGUUGAAAACAUGAAAUAGACCAUAUCUAAGGCUGAUUUUUGUCAUACUGUACAUGUUCUAUCUUCUGGCUGCUCUAUUACACCAAAUAUUCUUCAAUUUAUUUUGAAAAGGAAUAGUUGAAUGAUUUUAAUUCUACUUUUAGAUAGAUUGAAUAUUGAAUUAGCAUCACAUUUCCUUUGCCUUGUGUAAUUAUGAAAAUAUAGAAACUAGUCUGAAAUUGUAUUUUUCUUGCUGUACAUUACUUUUAAAGUGCUGUUUAUAAUUCGAUAGAUGCCUUAGGCAUGUCAUUUUUAAAAACUAUGUACCGGGUAGAUGUGUUUUAUUGGUCUAGAUCAGAAUAUAUUUAUGUCUUGAAUUGCUGCUUUUUGCAGCAUGUACCAUUAAAAUGAUCCAUGCUUUCUAAUUUAGCAUGUAAAUUUUGAAAACAUGUACGCUUUAUUACCUGUCUUCUAUAAACUGUCAAAACGUUUCCCAUUCUACAUCUACAUUUUUACCCACUCUGAUCUUACGCUUCAUCUUUUAGGAUUAUCUGCUUUAAAAAAAAUAAUGUAUUACAUUAACAAAAAGUAAGAAACCAGUCGUACGGUACCAUUCAAAUCAAAUUUGUAUAUAUGUUGUUAUCAUAUUAUUAAAUUAUGAAAUAAAAAUUA
Molecule: messenger RNA, 4098 nt
Organism: Strongylocentrotus purpuratus (purple sea urchin)
Lineage: Eukaryota; Metazoa; Echinodermata; Echinoidea; Camarodonta; Strongylocentrotidae
Gene: saxo2
Product: stabilizer of axonemal microtubules 2
Exons: 4
Coding region: 319-1737 (472 amino acids)
Biological process (GO): microtubule anchoring
Cellular component (GO): sperm flagellum; axonemal microtubule; ciliary basal body
Molecular function (GO): microtubule binding
Source: RefSeq, a predicted model, not a curated record